Cyprinodon variegatus (sheepshead minnow) is the source of this 2238-nucleotide messenger RNA. RefSeq names its product tRNA methyltransferase 44 homolog (S. cerevisiae) (gene trmt44). The coding region runs from base 225 to 2120 and encodes 631 amino acids. Gene Ontology annotation, biological process: tRNA methylation. Gene Ontology annotation, molecular function: metal ion binding; tRNA (uridine) methyltransferase activity. The transcript is spliced from 11 exons. Lineage: Eukaryota; Metazoa; Chordata; Actinopteri; Cyprinodontiformes; Cyprinodontidae. The record is from RefSeq and is a predicted model, not a curated record.
GCGACAACACACUAAAAAAUGCGUAGCUAACGACAAAACGUUGCCUUUUAACGAUCAGUAGAAAGCAAGUGAUGAAUAAAAGUAUAUCAGAGCUUCUUACGAAGGUACAUGGUAGAAAUAAUCCAGUAUCGUAAUUUUAGAUAAAUGAUUCCCUAAAAGACAUAACCUCGAUUACUUUAUUGCGUUACUGCGGAGGUAUGAUUCGCAUUAAACUGUAGCAGAAAAUGCCCAAAGUCUCGGAUUCAACGUUUCCUCCGGGAUGUAAAGGUCUUCCUGAGGGCUUCUGGUCAGCGGUGGAGGUGUGGCUGAAAAAGCCUCAUGUUGUCAACAAGCGUCUUUGCGGAGCCACCGUGACUGAGAGCAGAGACGUGGACAUAGAAGACCUGAGGACCCUGCUGGGGACUGAUGAUGGAGAACUGCACCAGGAUGUAUCUGCGUUCCUCUGCAGCGGAGCCUCACCUGCACACACACACCAGGGGGACAAACCCUGGUGCUCCACUGUCAGGACAUUUAUCCCUAAAGUCAGCUGCUAUGGUGCAAAGAGGCAGAAGGAAAUCGUACUGAAAGACUCUGACAGACAACACGUGACCUUUCUGCCUUUUGAGGAGGACCCAGCUGCAGGGAAGACAUCCUUAAAGAAGAGCAACAUUUAUCAGAUCAGGCUCUGCAGUGUGGGAUUUGACCAAUGGGCUUUGGAGCUUCACGUGUUGACGUCAGAUGGGUGGUUCUCCGAUGGCGUUGCCUAUCCCAGGCUGCCCUGGCUGUCCUCCGAUCUGCUGCCUAAACUGGUGCGCUGGGCCGCCGAGUCCAAGAGCAGCGAGUUCAAGAGCACCCUGUCUCUGCUGCCAGUGGAGAAGUACAGCCUCAUGUACCAGCAGCUGAAGGAGAAGUACAAGAGCAUGGUCCAGGUUUGGCCAGAGGUUACCGAUCCUGAGAAGUUUGUGUUUGAGGAUGUUGCUAUAGCUACUUAUCUCCUGGUUCUGUGGUCUGAGGAAAGAGCAGCGAAAAGUCAGACUGAUCCGCAGUCCUUUGUGGACCUCGGCUGUGGAAACGGCCUCCUGGUUCACAUACUGACCAAUGAAGGGCACCCAGGGAAGGGCUUGGACGUCCGUAGGAGGAAGAUCUGGGACAUGUACGGCUCUCAGACGCUGCUGGAGGAAAAGGCAAUUACUCCGAGCGAGAGCUUCUUAUUCCCGGAGACGGACUGGCUGAUUGGGAACCACUCGGACGAGCUCACGCCGUGGAUCCCCGUCAUAGCGGCCAGGUCAUCUUACUCCUGUCGUUUCUUUGUCCUCCCCUGCUGUUUCUUCGACUUCUACGGGAAGUAUCAGAGGCGCCAGUGUAAGAAGUCUCAGUAUAAAGAGUACAUCGACUUCAUUGCAGAGGUCAGCCAGGUCUGCGGCUUCAACACAGAAGAAGAUUGCCUGAGAAUCCCCUCCACCAAGCGGGUGUGCCUGGUGGGAACGUCCAGGAGCUACAAGCAGGCCGACGAGGCCGAUUUAGAGCAGAGGAGGGCUUGUUACAUUCAGGGUCGCAAGGCCUCCUACGGGGCAACAGUUCAAGGGUCGGGUGUCAGAAACGUUAAGGAUUGUUGCCAUGGGAACACAAAGUGUGACGGGAUGUCAGAGAGCAGGUGGGAAGAUGGCUUCCAGCCGAGGAACGCUGUGGAAACGGUUCGAAACUGCGCUGCUCUGCCGCGAGACUUUGUGGACGGAGUCGUCCUGAAGGUUGCUUCUACCCUACUGGAAAUGUCGGAGGAGGAGUCCCUCGGUGACUGGAAUAAAGGAGGUAGCCUGUCUUUGAGAGAGGUGGCUGCUUUAUUGGAGCAGGAAACCCUGAAGCUCCUGAAGAAAGAGUGCGGAGGCCUCCAGACCCUGCUCAGGAACAACCACCAGGUCUUUAGAGUGGAAGGAGGGACUGUCUACAUCAGAGACUGGAGGGAUAGGGCAGAGAGCCAGAGGAGGCCCGCCACAUCCGGGGCUCUAAAAACUCGUCUUUGCUGGUUUCAUGCCCAUCACCCUCAGGGUUGUCCCCUGCAGGAACAAAACUGUAAUUUCGCACAUGGAGCUGAUGACCUUCGACCUUCAACAAGGCCUCUUAAGAAACUGAAGACCUUUUGACUGGAUCAGUAUCUCCUAAAUACCUUUAAACAUGUUAUUUUUCACAUGAAUUUGAAAUAAAUUUUGAAUGAUGUUUCAGUUAAAGACUAAUUAUUUUGGUGAGCUGGUACCCAGGAGA